AUGAGUCAGCAUGGAGGUGGUUUCUAUGGCUACCAUCCCAGCGGUAACAUGAGCUCCCCAAUGACAGCAGGUAACUACCAGCGGCCGUAUGGGCAGCCGGCCGCCGAUGUCUUCACCCCCGAGAUGCGGGAUCGGCAGGCGCGGGGCAAGGACCCGUAUCAAGACUUGGGGGACUCGUCAGAUGCGAAUAACUGGGCAGGAAGACGCCGAACAAAGGAAGAGCCCUUCUCCAUUGUGGAGCAGCGACGGCAGGCUGCUGAGAUCCUUGACAACCCGGAACUUCUCCUGACAAAUGCACAACGCGAUAAUGAAGUAAGCUAA
Truncatella angustata is the source of this 321-nucleotide messenger RNA. RefSeq lists its product as uncharacterized. The coding region runs from base 1 to 321 and encodes 106 amino acids. NCBI's taxonomy places the organism in Eukaryota, Fungi, Ascomycota, Sordariomycetes, Amphisphaeriales, Sporocadaceae. The transcript is spliced from 2 exons. The record is from RefSeq and is a predicted model, not a curated record.